AUGAAGAUACAUCGGUGUCUCGUUUGCGCGGUCAUCGCGUUGAUGUCCGUGCUGCACUGCAGCGGCCAAAGCUCGGAGGAGCGCGUAUUAUCAAACGACCCCAAUUACCCGGAGCUCGAACACAGCAAGGUGCCGGUGGCGAACGUAAAUGGACUGCUGGACACCCUGGACCACGACAAUCGGCAGAUCGUGGUCGGUAAUGGUGGUAUCGUCAACGGUCAGCUCGCACCGGAAGACUACGAAAUGGCCGAAAAUCUAGCAGCACGCCUUGGUUAUCCGCAUAUGAACGGUGAGAUAAAGCGAAGCUGGAGCAAGAUGAAUGCUGCCUGGGGAAAGCGUGCCGGUGGUGGUAACCGAAAUUCGGGCUGGAGCAAGUUUGGCGCGGCUUGGGGAAAACGAGAACCGGGAUGGAAUAAUCUGAAAGGACUUUGGGGCAAGCGUGCUGACAAGUGGGACAAACUUGCAUCGGCUUGGGGUAAACGGCAGGAAAUUAGUCGAAGUUAUUAA
Messenger RNA from Anopheles marshallii, 507 nucleotides. RefSeq names its product allatostatins MIP (gene Mip). Bases 1 to 507 code for a protein of 168 amino acids. The transcript has 2 exons. The record is from RefSeq and is a predicted model, not a curated record. NCBI's taxonomy places the organism in Eukaryota, Metazoa, Arthropoda, Insecta, Diptera, Culicidae.